CAGUCCUCUCGCUCACCUCGUGCGAAGCGCACGCCUCUCGCGACACAACCAGUGCCGGAAAAAAACAGUUCAAUUUUUUUAUUUAGAAAAAAACCGUGCUGUGUUUUGGAAAAUUCUAAGAUAACAUUGGAUUUUUAUUUCUGUCCAUGUUUUUACACGAAUAGCUGAGAAACCAGCGUACUGCGCUUUCUUCUUCCUACUAGAUCUCAUAAUGAGGUGUCUGUGAUCUUAGUCAUCGGGCGCGUGCGUCGCCUACGUUCACGAUGACGUCGGAGCGAGCCAUCCCCCACCUGAGAGACAUCUUCGGUCUCAACCAGCAGUACGACGCCAAGAGCUUCGACGACAACGAUGACAAAACUAAAAAGUCCAAGAAGAAGAAGGAGGACUUCCGGACGUACGCCAACGGCGACGUCAAGACCCUGGAGAGGCACCUCAGUAUGAAGAAGACUAUCAGGAAAAAGAUUAUGCGUGACCUUCAGCAGGCGUUCGUUGAAGACCCUAACGAGUUUAAGGUCGAGAACACGAGCCCUGAGAAACUGAAGGCUGAGUUGAGCGCGGAAGCUGUGAAAAUCGAGAAGAAUGUUCGCAAGAACGACCCGACGUUCCUGGACAUCCUAAGAGGGGAGACGCGAGGCGAGGAGGCGAGGGAGGAGCAGCCGCCGGCCGAGAAGACCAGCUUCUGGCGGCGGCUCACCAUGAAGAACAAGAACAAGAGAUAGACGCGAGCCGAGCCGCGCCGCCCCGCACCCGCCAGCCCGCCCGGCAGCCGCGCGGCCGCCCGCCCGCCAGCCGGUAUCCUUUACUAUUUAUUGUGACCUUUUGAUCACACGAUCUGUACUGAGGCGUAUUUGUGGACUUUUUUGUCAUCUUUACAUAACAUUUUAUAUCUGUACGCAUAAUAAUAUAUCGUUAUAUUGCUUAUGAAUCCUUCUAGUUGUUAUAAUAAAGUCAGAUAUUAUAAGCUUACGAGAGAUUUUUGAUAGGCGACAAGAAGUUAGUAUAAAUUUUGGUGGGAGCGGAGCGGCGUGUUAAGUAUCAUCGGCUAUUGUUACUUAUUAUAAAAAGAUAUCUCGUUCUACAUGUGAUGUAACGUUAAGUUGUCUAAGUUAAAUGUAAGUGUAUGUAGACUAAGUAUUUCGUAAGCGGCGAUUGUAUAAGGUAGGCUCGUGGCAAUUCCUUGUUGUGACAAUUUUUAAUUAUUAUAAUGCAAUAUAAAUAAUUUUACACAUUCA
This is a messenger RNA of Trichoplusia ni (cabbage looper), 1232 nucleotides long. RefSeq lists its product as uncharacterized. The coding region runs from base 264 to 719 and encodes 151 amino acids. NCBI's taxonomy places the organism in Eukaryota, Metazoa, Arthropoda, Insecta, Lepidoptera, Noctuidae. The transcript is spliced from 3 exons. The record is from RefSeq and is a predicted model, not a curated record.